AUGAAACGUUCAAACUUAAUAGCUCUCGAGCUAAGACUAAGCAGAACUGUCUGGGAUGCAGUAUACGAAGCAGAAGACGUUGAUGACAAAGUCUCAAUUUUCAAUGGAGUUAUUAGUCAAGGUCUAGACGGUUGUAUGCCUCUGAAAUCCAUACGCCUACAUCCCACGGAUAAACCUUGGAUGACUCCGAACAUUAAAGCAAAGAUUAAGCUUAGACAACGGGCUUUUACUCGUGGCAACAUGUCCCAGUAUAAUCUGCUAAGUGCACAAGUAGACAUGAUUAGGAAAGCCAAAUCAAAUUACUAUCAAAAUAAAGCUAAAACAUUCCGCACAUCUGACCCUGCGAAAUGGUACAAGCAAUUUAUAAUCUGUCCGGA
Paramuricea clavata is the source of this 377-nucleotide messenger RNA. NCBI's taxonomy places the organism in Eukaryota, Metazoa, Cnidaria, Anthozoa, Malacalcyonacea, Plexauridae. The record is from the annotation of a GenBank genome assembly.